AUGGAAAAGGACCAGAAGGUACUGGAUCAGGACCUGGGGGCAAAGACUCUGGUGGGAACAACGGAAUGGGACCUCAGGGACCUGGGUCAAGUCCUGGUGGAAAAGGGCCAGGGUCCGGACCUGGGAGCAAUGAAUCUGGCGGACCCGGGUCUAGUCCUGGAGGAAAAGGACAAGGCGGAAAUAAAGGAAAAGGACCCAAAGGACCGGGAUCAGUACCCGGAGGAAAUCAUGGAAAAGGACCAAAAGGGCCCGGGUCAAGUAAUGGAGGAAAAGGACCAGGAAAGGAACCUCAAGGACCUGGGUCUAGUCCUGGAGGAACAGCACCAGGUAAAGGACCACAAGGACCCGGGUCUAGUCCUGAAGGAAAAGGACCUGGGUCGAGCCCUGGCGGAAAAGGGCCAGGGUCCGGACCUGGGAGCAAUGAAUCUGGCGGUAACAACGGAAAGGGACCUCAAGGACCUGGUUCAGAACCAG
Molecule: messenger RNA, 474 nt
Organism: Iphiclides podalirius (scarce swallowtail)
Lineage: Eukaryota; Metazoa; Arthropoda; Insecta; Lepidoptera; Papilionidae
Source: the annotation of a GenBank genome assembly